Messenger RNA from Dibothriocephalus latus, 243 nucleotides. The record is from the annotation of a GenBank genome assembly. Lineage: Eukaryota; Metazoa; Platyhelminthes; Cestoda; Diphyllobothriidea; Diphyllobothriidae.
AUGGCAAUCCUCUACGGCUCCUCCACGGUAGUGAACUACUUUGGAACAUUUAAUCUGCCCGGAACCUUCACGGUAACAGCCAUCCUGAGGGAACGGAGAGACGAUGCUCUUGGAGCGGAGCUGCUGAGGACGGCCACGGUAUUAGUCAUUAAAAAACUUGAGGGGGUACACGUUUUGCAGGAGGGGUUCACUGCCAAAAUGGAGGCGAAUAUUACUCUCAGUGCACACUCUGGUAAACAGUAA